Dromiciops gliroides (monito del monte) is the source of this 3402-nucleotide messenger RNA. RefSeq names its product divergent protein kinase domain 1C (gene DIPK1C). The record is from RefSeq and is a predicted model, not a curated record. NCBI's taxonomy places the organism in Eukaryota, Metazoa, Chordata, Mammalia, Microbiotheria, Microbiotheriidae.
GAGAGAGAGGGAUAGAGGAACAAUUCUCAUCCUAGGGCGGAAGAGCUGGCUGGGAAGUGCAAAGGCAGCAGGACUCCCAUAUACCCUGGGGGCUCCAGUGAAGAGCGGCAUCCAGCCCCAGUCCGCGGAGAUGCUGCUGCUGCUGUCUCCGUGGUUGCUGCCGCAGCCGGGUCUCCAAGUGCACCGUGGGUACCCCCAGUCACUUCCUACAGACCAGGCCAAUCAGGCAGCUCAGGGGCUUGCAUUUUGGCAGAUGCACCCCAUUCUAGUUCCCCGCCUGCUGAGCCUGGGGGCUGGAGCCGGGAAGCCGCUGCGCUGCGCUGGGACUAGUAUCCCUGGCUCCUAAUGGCUCUCCCGGAAUCUCUGGCCCCAGGGGCACGGUGUCUGCAGACCCGCUAAAGUGGGAGGGAGUGAAGGAGAAGAGGGCAGGCCCCGAGGGUGCAUGAUGAAGGUCCUUAUGGGCAUCCGGAGGCUGAGGUGGAAGCUCGGUAGGCGCUGCACCCUUCUCUUCGUUCUCUUCUGGACCGUUUGCUGGGUGCUAGUGGCCACACUUUUCCUCCAAAUCCACAGGAGUGUCUUUUCUGAGCGCUGCACAGACGAAAAGAGCCGGAGGAUCCUGGCUGGGCUGUGUCAUGACUACCAAGGGGGCAUGCUGAUGGGAAACCUUUGUGAAGACCUGUGUGUGGCUGGCAAGCUGGUGUACCAGCGUUGCCUCUACUAUGAGAGGGGCAAGAAGGUUCUUCAGGCCACUUGGCAUGGCCAGCCUGUUGUCCUAAAAUCCAAGAAAGAGGCCUUCUCCAGCUUCCAACCCCUUGACUUGUUGGAUGAGGAAGUGGAGGGUAGCAAAGACUUUCCUGAGGAAGAGCUCCUCCUAAUGGUAGCUAUAGAGGUCAAGAAUGCCCUAGGUCUGGAGAUCUCCAACAGUACCAUGGGGCCCCUGUGGCCAGGGAAAAGGGGUCCUCGAUGGAAGGUGCAGUUGGCCAGUAUGUGGUCACUGCUUCAACAGGAGGAGUAUCUCUACUUUAGCCUUCUACAAGACUUCAGCCGCCAUGUCCUGCAGGUGCUGGGCUCCUGUGGUCACUUCUAUGCAGUAGAAUACCUUGCUGCUGGACAUCCCGGGCACAGAACACUUUUUCCCUUGGAGGAAGCUGUUGGCAUCCCCCUCGUGAGUGAGAAGGGCCAGGCAAAGGCCAUUAACAACAUUGCUCUCAGUUUCCUGGACAUGGUAGAACAUUUUGAUAAUGACUUCUCCCAUCGCCUUCACCUCUGUGAUAUCAAGCCAGAAAACUUUGCCAUAAGGAGUGACUUCACAGUGGUGGCUAUUGAUGUGGACAUGGCCUUUUUUGAACCUAAGAUGAGGGAUAUCCUUGAACAAAACUGCACAGGAGAUGAAGACUGUAACUUCUUUGACUGUUUUUCCAAGUGUGAUCUCAGAAUCAACAAAUGUGGGGCCCAGAGAGUCAACAACAACCUGCAGGUGAUCUGUGACAAAACUAUUGCCCACAGGUUUCCUUCUAAUUUCAGAAGUUCUGCCAUCACUUUACAACUCCAGGAGCAGUUACAGAAAGCUGUGCAUGAAUGUGCAGAUCCUGGAAUCCCAGACACACCCCACCAUCAGAGGGUGUCUCCAAACUCUUUCUCUGAAUUAUACCGAUUGCUUCAAGCUACUCAAAAGGAACUUCAGAAAUCAGAGAAUUAGCUUUUUCCAAUGACUCUGUACUAUUUCCACUGCAUUUGUUUGUUACAAGUUAUAUAUUAGUACGUUUUUCUUUUUUACUAUGCAAAGGAAACAUCUAUGAAGAUACUAUGGAUAUUAUCAUGGCUCUCUGAAGUGUGAAAUUGCCUUAUGUUAUUUCAGUCCCAGCUCUGGCCUUUUUGAUUCGUACUUCCCUCCAUUCUGUCUCUUGCCUGGUUUGAUUUACCUAAGCUGUUUGAAGGACAGGGUGAUACAUUAUAAACACUGGCUCUGGGGUUAAAAAAGGAAGUGUGGAAGAGUGAGCACAAAAGAUAAUUUUGGUUUGGGGGGGGGGCACUUGGUAAACAGCCACAAUCUGUCUCUGAAGAGAAUGGUAGGCACCCUUUGGUUUUCUCUGAUACCACACAAGGAGAAUCUUCAACUCUGUUCUGUCAUAGAUAAUAAAAAGCAAUAGCGCUAAAAGUGUUGGAUGUAUGCAGGGUUUGACAACCCUACUCAGCACUCAUUGCUCAGAGAUCGAUUAAGCCAGCAAAGGGGAAUCAACUUGUGCUGGACUGAAAAGUUUUACCCGAUCUUGGGAAAAAAAAAUAUGACACUUUCAAGAAUAGAGUUUGUGUUGGAGAAGAAUUAAUCUAUCAUGUCAUUCUGUAGUAUCUUUAACUUUGUGAGUGAAUCUACCAUGAGUGAAUGAAUGAAAAGGUAUUUAUUAAGUGCUCGCUGUCUCUUUGCUAACCUUGAAUUUCUGCUCUCUGAUAACCUUUUUUUUUUGUUCUAGCUCUCUAAGUUCAAAGAUCAUACUUUUGGAAGAAGAAACAAAGCAAAAGGAGUUGGUUAUCACUCUAUGCUAUGGGUCAUUAUUAUUAUCUCAUUCAAACCCUAUGCUUUUCUUGAUCUUCCUCUUGUUUCCAACACAUAUUUUUGUAAACUUUUUUGUUAUGAUUAGCAUUCUUCACUAGUUUGGGUUUACCUGGGGUUUUGUCAUUCCUGACACUAUUCCUUUGGAACUAUAUGAUUCUUUUUUGUUUGUUUGUUUGUUUGUUUUUCAGGCAAUGGGGGUUAAGUGACUUGCCCAGGGUCACACAGCUAGUAAGUGUCAAGUGUCUGAGGCCAGAUUUGAACUCAGGUACUCCUGAAUUCAGGGCCGGUGCUUUAAGCACUGCGCCAUCUAGCUGCCCCCACUAUAUGAUUCUUUAUAUUCAAGGGCAGUUUACUUGCCUUUGCUUCAAUCUUCAUCCAUCCAUCCAAACAACCAUUCAGAUCCAUUUGACAAACACUUAAGUGCUUACUGUGUGUCAGAUACUCUGCAAGGUGCUGGUGAUAUUUAAAACAUGAAAUACCACCUGACCUUAAGGAGCAUACCUUUUUUAUUUUAUUUUAUUGUAUUUUUGGUGGAACAAUGGGGGUUAAGUGACUUGCCCAGGGUCACACAGCUAGUAAGUGUCAAGUGUCUGAGGUCAGAUUUGAACUCAGGUCCUCCUGAAUCCAGGGCUGGUGCUUUAUCCACUGUGCCACAUGACAGUAUUUCUUCUGCUUCUUUCUGCAUUACUCAUAUGAUUUAUAUCAUAUUUUCCCCCUGUGGUUCCAAGAUUUAUUCACCUGCAUAUGUCUUUUUAAUGUUCAACAUGAUACCAAUAUUCUUUUUAUCUAUACUACUCUUUUUGAGUAAAAUAUACUGUUGUAUUUUCCAAUCAUAAAUCCUAUGCCUU